AUGGUUGAAGUUUUAAUAAUGACACCUAAAAAUUUGAGAAAUCACGUGUCAGUUCACCCGAAAUCGACCACGGUAGAUGCUAAAUCUCGUUGCAAAAUUAACGUGAGAUUGAUACCUGAAUCGAAUAUUCUUACUUCUUCCAAACGAUUCUACAAUCCAGUGUCCAACAUAUUAGAAUUUCCGAUCAAAGUGCAAAUCUUGUCCCAAGAUUCCCAAGAGAGACCACCGCCAUUGAUAAUGAAAACCAUCGCCAGUCUAACACCUUGUAACGGUUUGAUAUUAGAACCGGCGAGUAUCGAUCUAGGAUUCGUCCACACACACGAAUCUGUCUACGCGGAAUUAACACUGACGAACGAGUCUCUGUUGAUUCAAGAGUACGCUUUUAUAGAUCUUCCGUUGUCUGCAGAUAUACAACCGAACAACUACGGAUUCAUUCUUCCUGGGGAAACAAUCAAGCUUCAUUUGAUCUAUUCCCCUUGCCCGACAGAUAUUUCUGGCAACAAAAUUGGGGCGAAUGGAUUGGCUGGUCAACGAAAAUUUCUAGUGGAAGUUUUCACCUUGGCCGAGCUUGCUGGGAAAAAGAAACAAGCGAUGCUGAAUCAAUUGAAGAAUCGGAUGAACAAGCAAAUGGCGAUUUUUGAAUAUCGGGGGAUUCCGCCUCUGUUCCAUAUAAAUCUGACCAAAUCGAAAAUAGUGCGUCAACUUAUCGAUCGAGACAAUAAUAACAACCUUAAAGAUGACUCGGAGCCGAAGGACAAGCAUUCUUGCGACGAGGAAGAGAAGAAGAGAUUGUUAGAUGACACGGUGAAAAUGUAUGAUCUGAUCGAUGAGAGGAAGCAGAAAAAUUUGAUCGAGGUUUACGCGUACAUCAUAGAUACUUUCUGCGAGUUGAGCGAACAAAUCAUACAAUUUCCCGCGACGCCUUGUGGAUCGUAUUCCAUGGUGUCCGUUCAUCUGAGAGGAUUCAAUUUGGCCUCUUAUCCUUAUUGCACCUGCGGAAUCAUCAAGGAGCAACGCAAAAAGUUCACGGGUUGCUACGAAUUCACCAGCUCCUCGAACAGGAUGGACAUUAUACCGCAGUCUGGCGUUUUGCAGAACGAUGAAAUUAUUAAUAUUAACUUUAUGUUCAGACCAAAAUUACCGAAGAAAAUGAUCUUCGAGGAAGGUCUCAGAUUAAAGAUGAACAUGGAGGAGGUUCAUGAAAAUCAUGAGGAGGUAAAGUUUGAAAAAGAAGAAAAAUUGAAGAAAGGUAUUUGGUUAUUGUAA
Messenger RNA from Apis florea (little honeybee), 1266 nucleotides. RefSeq names its product cilia- and flagella-associated protein 74. NCBI's taxonomy places the organism in Eukaryota, Metazoa, Arthropoda, Insecta, Hymenoptera, Apidae. The record is from RefSeq and is a predicted model, not a curated record.